AUGAGGAUAGCAGACCAGCUCGAAUUAAUUCCAGCAGCUACUCAGCCGAGUCCACCUUCUCGUGUGGAACGAAUUCCAGAAGAAGCUUCCUCUUCAAAUAUAUGCCUGAAAGUCCCAGCCUGCGACACAGAGACAUUCUAUGGGGGUUAUGAAGAAUGGCCAGCUUUUCGUAAUAUGUUCACAGCUGUCUACAUUAACCACUCUAAGCUCUCCCGUGCACAAAAGUUGUACCAUCUCCGGUACAAAACGGAAGGCAAAGCUGGCUCAAUCGUCAAACAAUACCCCUUGAGCGAUGAUAAUUUCGAGCUAGCAUUGGAGGCAUUACGGGCAAAAUACGAAAACAAACGUAUUCUAGUUGACAACCAAAUAAUAGUCCUACUCUCGCUGCCCAACGUACAAACCGAAAAUAGCAAGCAAAUACAAAGACUGCAAACAACAAUAAAUGGCUGUCUGUCCGCCUUACAUUCCCAAGGCGUAUGUACAGACAGUUGGGAUCCAAUGUUAGUCUAUAUAUGCUCCUCGACUACCUGA
Ceratitis capitata (Mediterranean fruit fly) is the source of this 531-nucleotide messenger RNA. RefSeq lists its product as uncharacterized. The record is from RefSeq and is a predicted model, not a curated record. NCBI's taxonomy places the organism in Eukaryota, Metazoa, Arthropoda, Insecta, Diptera, Tephritidae. The transcript has a single exon. The coding region runs from base 1 to 531 and encodes 176 amino acids.